AAAGGGGGCUGUGCUCGCUUCAGCACCACACAUACUAAAAGGGUGGGGCUUAGGACUUGAAGGCCUGGGGCUGGGAAAAAGACACUCAAGUAUUUCAAAGGGAGAGCCAGGAAAUGGGGAACGUCCAGUCGGAGCGGUCCGUGGGUGCAGGCUCCCAAAAAGAGGCCUUGAACCACACCUCCGACUCCCGCCGGACGUCCCUGGUGCAGCCCGAGGUGACUUCCUCCUCCCCUGCCACGCGCCCGGCUCGAGGGCUGGGUGUCUGGUUCCCUGGCAGCUCCGCGCCCCCGGGACUCCUGGUAACCCCGGAGCCCCAGGCCUCACCCUCGCCCCUGCCCCUGACCUUAGAACUGCCCUCGCCAGUGACGCCUCCUCCAGAGGAGGCAGCUGCCGUCUCUACAGCGCCCCCACCCGCUGUGGGGUCCUUGCUGCCCACGCCGUCUAAGUGGCGAAAGCCCACGAGCACAAGGGUGGCCCGGAUCCGAGGCCUGCUGGAGGCGAGCCACAGCGGCCAGGGUGACCCUCUGAGCGUCCGCCCGCUACUGCCGCUGCUGCCCAGACAACUAAUCGAAAAGGACCCCGCCCCGGGGGCCCCAGUCCCGCCUCCGACUCCUCUGGAGCCUCGGAAACCGCCACCGCCGCCACCUUCCGACCGGCAGCCCCGGAGCCGCGGUAUCACUCCAGCCCUGGCCACCUCUGCCACCAGCCCCACCGAUAGCCAGGCCAAACUCAGCGCCGAGGGCAAGACGGCCCGCGGGGUCCGCAAAGGGUCGCCUCCCCAGGCCGGCGAAGGCGAAAUGGCCCGGUUUUCGGCUUCCGAGUCCGGGUUGAGCCUGCUGUGUAAAGUCACCUUCAAGUCGAGGGCCCCUUUGUCUCCUGCGGCAGCCUCCGGUCCCUUAACAGCCAAAGCCUCCCUCAGGGGCGGCAGAGGCAGGGGACUCUUAGCCACCUCGAGCGCCAUCUCCUGCACUCAGGUCCUGAAGCAGGGACCCUUGGCGCCUGGAGCCCCUCGCCCUCCCGGAGAGGUCCCUCGUGGGGCACUGGAAACCGAAGGUGGUGAAGGAGAGGGUGAAGGGUGUUCUGGUGGCCCCUUGGCGCCCGAGUCCCACACCCGGGCCCUACCGCCACCCGCCUACACCACCUUCCCAGGCUCGAAGCCCAAAUUCGACUGGGUGAGCCCCCCUGAGGGCCCUGAACGCCACUUCCGGUUCAACGGGGCUGGAGGAGGCAUCGGGGCGCCCAGACGGCGCCCAGCAGCGCUCUCGGGGCCCUGGGGCUCCCCUCCACCCCCGCGAGGGAAGAAGCACCCAAUUCCCGGGCCCCGGAGGCCCGCACCUGCCCUGCUGGCGCCGCCUAUGUUCAUCUUCCCGGCGCCCCCCAGUGGCGAGCCCGUGCGCCCCAUGCCUCCUGGUCAGCCGCAGUCACCACGGCCACCGCCGCCGCCGCUGCCUCCGCCCCCUCCAUCGCCCAGGCCACCAGCCACACGGGCCCUGGUGUCUCCACCCAUACCGCGGCUGCCGGCGCCCCAGCAGAUGCCGAUGGCAGCGGUCCGCCCGCCCACUCCACGCCCCGGUCCUGGCCCUGGGGAAUCAGUCGUGGUUCCUGACCCAACGGCCCCUUUACCCCCCACCUUGGCUGCGGAUCAGGACCCAGCCCCCGCCCUGGCAGCGGCCCCAUCCCCAUCCCCAUCCCCAGCUCCCGCCACCACUGAGCCAUUGCCCCCAGCUCCCGCGCCCACCAAGACACGCACACGUAAGAACAAGGGCUCCCGCUCAGCCAGAGGAGCGACUCGUGAAGACCGCUUGCCUGGAGUUGGUCCUCGCCAAAAGACCGUGACUGAUAGCAGGGUUGGUGGCAGCGGGGCCGCUCCGGCCAGGGCAGCUAAUACCAGUGCUGUGCGCCACUGGCCACCCUUCCAGGUGCUUAACUCUUGUUCCUGCAAGUGUUACUGUCGCCACCAGCCGCACCAUCGCCGCCUGCCAAGCAACGUGUCUGCCUGGCUGGACACAACCACCAACCACCUGAGUGAGCCACCCUGGGUCACCACCAUCAAGCUGGCUGGCUCCCUGGUAGCUGGGCUGGAGCACUAUGACUUGCAGGCCACCCAUUCCGACUGAGUGCAAUCCACUCAACACCCUGACUUCCCCUCCAUGCCAAUAAAGUAUCCAAUGCAG
This is a messenger RNA of Heterocephalus glaber (naked mole-rat), 2174 nucleotides long. It is a transcript of the gene Ggn, whose product is annotated as gametogenetin. NCBI's taxonomy places the organism in Eukaryota, Metazoa, Chordata, Mammalia, Rodentia, Bathyergidae. Gene Ontology annotation, biological process: gamete generation; double-strand break repair. Gene Ontology annotation, molecular function: ubiquitin protein ligase binding. The record is from RefSeq and is a predicted model, not a curated record.